This is a messenger RNA of Malus domestica (apple), 484 nucleotides long. The record is from RefSeq and is a predicted model, not a curated record. NCBI's taxonomy places the organism in Eukaryota, Viridiplantae, Streptophyta, Magnoliopsida, Rosales, Rosaceae.
AUGUACCCUGAAGGUACUACGCAUUUGAGCAAAUCCCAAUGCAUCCCGAGUGGAUCCAACCCCCCUGAUCCUCAGAAUGAUCUUGCCUUGUUUGUUAUGCUGACGCUGGUUACUUAUCAAACCUGCACAAGAAAAACGAGGUCGGCUUCAGAGCUUGCUUGCGCCUACGCCACUCUGAUCCUCCCUGACGAAGGCAUCCCCGUCACUGCCGAGAAGAUUGCAACCUUGGUGAAAGCUGCCAAUGUCCCUGUCGAGUCUUACUGGCCCGGCCUCUUCGCCAAGCUUUCCGGGAAGAGAAACAUUGAGGAUCUUGUCCUGAAUGCUGGCUCUGGCGGUGCAGUUUCCAUCGCUGCCCCAGGUGUUGCCGAAGCUGCAGCCCCUGCUGCUGCUGCUCCUCCGCCACCAGAGGAGAAAAAGAAGGAAGAACCCAAGGAAGAAAGUGACGACGAGGGACUAUUCAAUUUGUUCGAUUAGGAGCUCCUUU